Messenger RNA from Encephalitozoon cuniculi GB-M1, 588 nucleotides. RefSeq names its product cyclin K-like protein. The record is from RefSeq and is marked provisional. The transcript has a single exon. Lineage: Eukaryota; Fungi; Microsporidia; Unikaryonidae. The coding region runs from base 1 to 588 and encodes 195 amino acids.
AUGGAAUCCGUGCUCAAAAACGAUAUUCUUGAAGGGAACAAAACAAUCCUGCAUCUCGCAAGACUUCUUUACAUGCCAUACAAGUCCAAGAUAGUGGCGCAGAUAAUAUUCCACCAUGCAUAUCCAAAGCUUUUCAAGAAGGAGAGCUACAACAUAGUUGCUCUCGUCUGUGUUUACCUGGCAUCGAAGAUCAACGAGACACUGAUAAAGAUGGAGACAAUACUCGAUGCAAUCCCAAGAGCCACAAGCAUGGGCACGACCCCCCACAGAGAGCGGCUUAUAGCCAUCGAGUGCAAGGUGAUUGAGCUGAUCGAGUUCCAGUUCAACAUCAGGCCCGCGCAGCUCUUCCUUCUGAGAAUCGGAAAAACGUUGAAUACGGAUGUCCUGAGGAAGCUUGCGGUUCUCGACGAAAUCCAUGGCGAUGGAAGGGUGAAUCUGAUUAAGUACUUCAACGGGGUGUAUGAGCCAGAGAUGGUUGCCCUGAGUGUUUUGGACGAUGACGAGCUCAUUCUCUUUGAGUGCUUCUUCGGGGUGGCCGUGAGCAGGGUGCUGGUUGAGGAAAUAAGAUCGGUGUUACUAAAGAAAUGA